This is a messenger RNA of Durusdinium trenchii, 1639 nucleotides long. Lineage: Eukaryota; Dinophyceae; Suessiales; Symbiodiniaceae. The record is from the annotation of a GenBank genome assembly.
UCAGGAACUGGACUCUCGACUUUCGCAGCUCAGCCAGAGUUGCGAGGAGCUGAAGCAGGAUCUCCUCACAGAGACCCAGCGAAAUGACAACGCCUGCCGCCUCAUCGAAAGCCAAGCCCUCGAGGUGGCGGCCGGCUUGCGUGCGGAGGCCUCCAAGCGCCAGACACAGCUGGAGAACGUGUCGGGGCAGUUGGAGGCGAAGGCGCAGCAGCUGGCCGAGCAGGUCAAUGGCGAGCGAGCGAAGCGGGAGGCUCAGCAGGUGCAACAGGAAGAGCAGUUCAAAGCUUUGAUGGAGAGGCAGAAGGAAAAGCUGGCUGAGAGCUGCAUAGAACAGCUUGCUCAGCUCAAAGAGCAACUCGCCGAGGAGGGCGCUCGCCGUGACCACGACAUCUCCCAGCGGCAGCUGAACCUCCAGCAGCUGCGUGCAGACCUGGCGGAGCUGCAGCAGAGGCAGUCCAUGGACUGUGCACAGCUGCGCAUGAGCUGCGACACCAAGCUGCGUGAGGCAGCAACUUCCUGUGAGGAAUUGAAGGAGGAGCUGCAACGCUUGGAACAGGGUCGCGCCUGCGACCGAGCGGCCCUGGAAGGGGCCAACCGCACGGCAAGGGAGCAGCAUCUAAGUCUGGAAGCUGGACUUCAAGGACUGCAGGAGGACCUCCAGCGCGAGGUGCUGCUCCGGGAGGAGGUGCUGAAGCGCUCGGAGCAGAAACUCCGCGAGGAGGCGAAGCAGCUGGCCGCCGGCGGUCAACAGCUGACGCAGAAGCUGCAAGAACAGCUGCACAACUUGGAGGAGACCAGCAGGCAACGGCUGGCGGAAGAAGCCAAGAGGUCAAAAGCGUCGCUGGAGAAGGUGUCCGCACAGAUGUCUGCCUUGGUGGAGGAUAUGGAGAAGGCGCAGGCUCUCCAACCUGAGCAGACCCAGGAGCUGGCGCGAAGCCUGGCGCAGCUGGAACGGCGCCAGGGCCUGGAGGAGGCACAGCGCCAACAGGGCGCGAUCUCCCUCCAGCGUGCUCUUGAUGCCCUUCGAGACGAUCUCUUGGGGGAGGUGAAGGAGAGGCGGCAACAGGGUGUGGCUGCGACCCAAGAAGUGCAAUCGCUGAUCCGUUCCUGGCAACUGCGGGAGGACAAGUCGGAGGCGGGUCACCAGCAGCUGCUGGCGGAGCUCACAGAUUUGAGGGAGCGCAUUAGCCGCGAGGCCCCACUUCCAGGCCUUCUCUCGGUGGAGUGCUUCGACUCGUUUGUUGGAGGCGACACGGCGGACGGUGGCUCACUCCUCUUCGCGGUGGUCUUUGGCUCCUUAGGCCUUCUCCUCCAAGGGCCUCAGAGCCCAGCGCAGCUCACCCUGCAGAGCCUGGGUGGGACCUUGGGCGCCUACGGCACCGCCACCAUGCACAAGGCAUCGGAGGGCGGCCGAUCGGGCGGCCGCUCCGGCGUCCGGCGCCUGUUGCGGAUCGCGCUGGGCGCCGCGUGCGGCACGGGCUGCAGCGCCGUGGCCUUCACUGCCGAGACUUGGGACCUGGGAGGCCUCUUCGCCUCUGCCAUGCUCACGGCCCUAGGGAGCGUCCUGGUGGCCCUGUCCACGGACCCGGACUACACGUUAGGAGAAGUCUUGGAGACCAUCCUUCAAAAGCCGCCAUGA